AUGAAACUACUAAUGUUAUUGGUGGUGCUGGUGUUUACACAGCCAAGUUCUGUUGGUUCUAGAGUUCUUUGUUCGGCUUCGACGGAGAAGAAUGAGAUUGCCGGCUCAGAAACCGGUGAUGGGUUUGAACCUGCCGGGCUAUCUUCAUCUUCUUAUUCAUCGAACUUCGUCAAAGGCCAUGUUUUGGAAAGAAACCAAGUAUUUACUCUAGCUUCUGGCCCCAGUAGGAAAGGCAAUGGCCACAAGUAG
This is a messenger RNA of Ilex paraguariensis (yerba mate), 249 nucleotides long. The record is from the annotation of a GenBank genome assembly. Lineage: Eukaryota; Viridiplantae; Streptophyta; Magnoliopsida; Aquifoliales; Aquifoliaceae.